Molecule: messenger RNA, 4005 nt
Organism: Dendronephthya gigantea
Lineage: Eukaryota; Metazoa; Cnidaria; Anthozoa; Malacalcyonacea; Nephtheidae
Product: A disintegrin and metalloproteinase with thrombospondin motifs 6-like
Exons: 24
Coding region: 191-3754 (1187 amino acids)
Biological process (GO): proteolysis; extracellular matrix organization
Cellular component (GO): extracellular matrix
Molecular function (GO): metalloendopeptidase activity
Source: RefSeq, a predicted model, not a curated record
CGUUAUUAUCUCACGGGUUGCCAGGAUAAAUUAAUAAACACUUCAUUUUGAUCGACUCCUGGCAUUCAGAAAUUCCUGUGUCGUAUUCCUGUUCCUUGUUUCGCCACAACGAGUCACUAGUGAUCCCUUGUGCGACCUUUAGUUGUUAUCUGCAGUUCUUACGAGAGGGGUGACAAUAUACACUUGAACAAUGAGAGUUUUCCACGUAUUGUUAGCCGUGAUUACGAUGUUGUAUUCAAAGGGAGUAAAUCCUGCGCAUUUAAAACAGCCAAGACAUGGGAUCAAAGAGCAAGUCGAAGCGAAAUUGACAAAGAUCAGUGAUGCUCCAACACUUCGUUACAAACUUCAUAUUUUCGGUGAAGAUCUCACACUGAAUCUCUUCAGAAAUAAACAGUUGGCAAUACCCCAUGCUCAAGUUAUACGACGUGACAACGGCCGCACCGUAUCACGGGAAAAUCUAGAUGAUUAUUACACAGGGCACAUCGAAGGAAAGCCUGGGUCAAAUUUAGCUGUUAAAAUCCAUAAUGGUUGCCUGUCCGGAGUAAUUAUGACCGACAGUCAUAUUAUAACAAUUCAUGGCGUAAACGAAAGUCUUCAUCAUGUUAUAACCAGACAAGAACACGAGGACAGUGCAUUGCGUCAAGGCGGUGAUAAUUCAUCACCCAACGCUAUUCCACAUGUGACAAGGAAAAAACGUUCGGCAUCAGACAAUCGUUAUGUCGAAGUCCUGGUCGUCGCUGAUCGAUACACAACCGAGGCUUAUGGAAAUUUCACUGAACAAUAUCUUAUGUCUGUCGUUUACCUUUUGAAUGCUGUGAUGCAAGAUGAUUCGAUUGGAGAUGUUAAAGUUAUCUAUACAGUCGUAAAGCUUAUGAUCCUAUCUGGUGAAGAGGAAGGCUUUGACGUCGACAAGAAUAAUAUAGUGAGUUCUAUGGGUUAUAUUAGUUUAUUCGCAACCUGGACUUCAACGCUCAACAAUCCUGACGACAGUAGUCCUGAGCAUUUCGAUCAAGCUAUCCUAAUUACAAAAAAAGUUUGCGGCAAGGGUUCUAGUUGUCCUGAGAAUGGUCGUGGAUAUUUGAAUGAUAUGUGCCACAGUGUUCGGUCAGUUGCCACAACCAUAGCCGCUGGUCUGAGUGCUGCGCUAACAGCGGCUCACGAGAGUGGACACAAUUUAGGUCUAGGUCAUGACUCGGGUGAUUGUUCAAAAGGUUACAUCAUGAAUUCUAUUCUGGCUUCUGGAAAAAAUGCGUUUAGUUGGUCCUCAUGCAGUCGAACGAAUCUUCAAUCUUCGUUUAGUAGCAAUAAAUUCUCGUGCCUGAAUGACGUUCCUCCUGGACUUGAAACCAUAGAAGAUUUGAGUGUUGUGAAUCUUGCCAAGAAUUUCUCUGGUGAUGAGCAAUGUCGACUAAUGUAUGGAGAUAAAUUUUCUCACUGUGGACCUUAUAAGAGUGAUUGUACAGUAUUAUACUGCCGUGAGUCUGGUACGAAUACUUGUAGACAUCGCUCAACCCCACCAUUGGAAGGCACAGAGUGCGGAACAUACAAGUGGUGUAAAAAUGGUAAAUGUGUGGAUAAACCAAUUCCUGAUCCAAUUGAUGGUCAAUGGGGUUCAUGGUCUCAGACAUUUUCAAGUUGUACAUCAUCUUGUGGUAUGGGAGUUCGCUAUAGAACACGCUCCUGUGACAGCCCUCCACCUGAAUAUUUUGGCAAAAAUUGCGUGGGGGAGAGUAAAGGUCACUAUGAAACAUGCAAUACUGAAGAUUGUCCCGCGGGCACGGAUGAUUUAUUUACAAAACAAUGUAAAGAAAAAAGUCAAUCGUACUCUCCGUACACAGGACGUUCAUCAUGUCUCUUGAAUUGUCUGUCAGGCAGAUCUGUUAUUUCUUACCAGUCAACAGUUGUUGAUGGAACUUUAUGUUCAAAAUAUCAAGAUGAGAGAGAUGUUUGUGUCUCAGGCGUUUGUACUAAAGUUGGGUGUAACCGAACAUUUGCUCGGAAAUCUUACGACCGUUGCCGAGUGUGUUCCGGAGAUGGGUCAACAUGUCGAUUGGUGAAUAGUUCGUAUAAUACAGUUCACAAAGGCUACGGAAAGAACGCAGCUGCGGUAAUGUUUACUUUACCAACUGGCUCCGCUAAUCUUCUUGUUCAGGAGAAAUUAAAGACUUGGAAUAACAUAGGUUUAAAGGAUCAAAACGAUAAUUGGAUUAUCCAUGAUCAAACGGGUAGUUCAGUGAAAUUCUUCGCUGGUUCCAGGAUAACGUUUGAACGUUCUGCAUCACGCUCUCUGGAGACCAUGGCUAUUGAUGGACCAACCACUGAACCACUAAAAGUUAUGUUUAUUUACUUCUAUGAGAAUAAUGAUGGAGUUCUUUACGAAUACUAUGAACGUCUAUCGACGCCUGAUGCAACACCACUUACAUUCAUCUGGAGGUAUUCAUUAAGUGAGUGUAAUGCUGUGUGUGCUGGAGGUGUGAAAACAAAGAUAACGACUUGCCAUCGUCAAGAUGAUGGUACUGAAGUGGGUAAAAAUAAUUGCGAUUCUUCGACAGAACCAGUUGAUACUGUGGCUUGUAAUACGAACCCUUGUGAACCAAGUUGGGAAGAGGAUAAUUGGAGAGAUUGUAGUGCUGACUGUGGUCCUAACGGUACUCGGAGUAGAACCGUAGAAUGUCGUCAGAAAGUCAGUGCUGAUGUUGUAAAAGUGUUAGCUGAUGAUAAGUGCAGUGGAAGCAAACCAAUUGAUUCUGAAAAUUGCAAUCGUAAGGACUGUGCGCCAGAAUGGUUUCCAGCAGCUUGGUCAGCGUGUUCAAAAGAGAAAUGCGAAGGUAUUAGGACAAGAACUCUGUCGUGCAAGAAACUCCUGGUUUCGGGUCAAACAAAAGAUAUGACAGACUCGGAUUGCCCGAGCACAAAACCGAUAACAGAAUUGAUAUGUAAUUUAGGCGUGAAAUGCUAUGAUUGGAAACAUGUUUACCCCAACUGCUCUGAAUGUCGAGGUUAUUUUGGGGGCGAAGAAAAGGUUGAAUAUAAGCCUGUUGGUUGUUACAAAAUAAAAAACAGAAACUUUGGUGCCGCGUUGAAUUCUUUUACCAUUGAUACUAACAAUAAAAAUGACGUUGUAAAAAAUUGUGGCCGCCUUGCUUGGGAGAGAGCUAGACGUAUGUUCGCUGUUUCUGGUAAUGGUGAUUGUUAUGGCUCAAUGAAUGCACAUCGUGUGUUCUCUCAAGGUGGCGAGGCUAGCGAUUGUACAGGGAAUAUCAUUGGUGGUGAAGAUUCUGUUUAUGUUUAUGCUCUCAAUGGCAAAGUAUUGUUGCCUACCCCGACAUGUUACAGUGUUGAAGAUGACAAAUUGCUAACAGAUAAUUCACAAUGUGACCUAAAUGAAAAACCUGCACCCAAAAUUCAAGUCUGCUGUGAAGAUAUGUGUCAAGAGAACUGUUAUAAAACAUCAACUGAAGAUAAGUAUUGCGCCAUACCAUUCAUAUACAAAGGCAAAUCCUACUAUGAAUGCAUUCCAAAUGAAAAGGGACGAAUGUGGUGUUCCACUACAAGCAAUUAUGACUUGGAUGGUGAAGGUGCCGAGUGUGAGGAACCAUGUCGUAGACGCACGACCUCUGGCAAAUGUUGUUCUUUCCCGUUCAUCUAUCGUGGCAGACUCUACAACACUUGUACCAGUGCUGGUGUUGCUCAACCUUGGUGUUCUUUAACUUCGAACUAUGAUCUCGAUCGUCUCCGUGAGACAUGCGUGUGAAUAGUAAAUCACUAGUUAUCGUUGUGGUUUCGUGGUCUCUGUAGUAUCUUUUAUAUUGCGUUUCAACUAGAAACUGGGGGUUCAGCAUAUUCCAGCGAUUUUUUUUUUCUUUUUGCGGGUGUUUUCAUUUUUGCGGAACUAUAUAACUGAUGACUGUAUAGUAUAGUAUAUUAACUGAUGACUGCAUAGUAUAGCAGCUGAUCUACUGUACCGUCUCUUGGUGGAAUUAAUCAUUAAAAUAUAUAAAAACA